CUCAGUCAGUGUAUUGUUGAAAACGGGAGGGUCGGGCUACAUUCCGCAGAAGUUGCAGAAGCAGUGCCAUCAUUGAGGAACUUGGCCGCAAAGUUUCGUUGGGAUUGAUUCGUUUAAUGAGAGCUGAAGGGGCGAGCGAAUGGAGAAGCACAAAGUGCUGGACCAGCUCCUGAUGGAGCUCCACCGCUUCUUGGUCAUCUUGGACAAGGAGACGCUGAGUGGGAACGCCACCGUCCAGAAGGGUUUGCUGUCUGAUCUCCUCCAGUCCUACAGGGCUUCGACUGGUGCUGAUGAGGAGUAUAUCUACAUGAACAAAGUCAUUCCCGGAAAAGAAAAAAAUGGUAAAGAUGACAGAUUAGAUGCCCUGCUCAAUGGAAAAGCAGCAAAACGUGUCCCCGUCCCACAAAAGAACCUUCCCGACCUGCCACCCCCGAGAACAGGUGUGGUGUGUCGGGAGCCGUUCCCUUUGCCUCCAGUACCAGCUCCAGCCUGUGCAGACGCUUCAGAGAGUUACUAUGAGGAGGCUCAACCCUAUGAGGAAACUGUCAAUGAUGAUGGCGAGGCGGUAAGCAGCUCAUACGAGUCCUACGAUGAGGAGGAAGUGACCAGAGAGAAGUCGUCAUCAGCUCAGCACCAGUGGCCAUCAGCAGAGGCGUCUAUUGAGCUGAUGAAAGAUGCUCGCAUCUGCGCUUUCCUGUGGAGGAAGAAAUGGCUUGGCCAGUGGGCCAAACAGCUUUGCGUUGUCAAAGACCAUCAUCUGCUGUGCUAUAAAAGCUCCAAGGAGCAGACACCUCUGCUGGAUGUGAGUCUGCUGGGCUGCAGUGUUGUUUACAAAGAGAAGCAGUUAAAGAGGAAAGAGCACAAGCUGAAGAUUAUUCCAGUGGGUGGGGAGACCAUUGUCCUGGGCUUGCAGAGCAAAGAACAGGCUGAGCAGUGGCUGAAGGUUAUUCAAGAGAUCAGCCCCAAGCCAGCUGAUAGCUGUGACCCCCAACACACUGUGUCUGACUCCCCAAGGCUUAUUUGUACUAAGGGAGAGCUGAGUGAGAGAUACUCUGUGGCUUCAGAGAGCGGCAGCAGCACAGACAGCCAUGCUGAAACGCCAGAAAGCAAAGAUGUGAAGAAAAAAUAUGGCGCAGGUUUAAUGUUCAGCAACCUGAUGAACAUCGGCAAGAAAAAACCCUCCGCACUCGAGAGCCCAGAGAAAUGUGUCGACACCUCAGGCUACCUCAAUGUACUGGUGAACAGUCAGUGGCGGACCUGCUGGUGUCUUAUAAAGAAUGGACAGCUGUGGUUUUACCAAGACAAGGGCAAGAACAAAGUAACCCAACCUGCUGUGUCUCUAGAGGGCUGCAAUGUUUUGCCUGACCCCAGCCCAGAGCACCUAUACUCCUUUCGGAUUGACAUGGAUGGCACACAGAUGGCAACUCUAGAGGCUAAGACAUCAGCAGAUAUGGGUCACUGGCUGGGACUCUUGCUGUCACAGACGGGAAGCAAAACAGAUCCAGAGGAGCUGACAUACGACUAUGUCAAUGCUGAGAGGAUCUCCACUAUUGUCAAUGCUGCGAGGACUUCCUUAUACUUGAUGCAGAGGAGGUAUUCAGAGCCAAACACCUACAUAGACACCCUACCUUCUAUUUCUCACAACUCUGAUGAUCUGUACGAUGAUGUGGCCUCUAUAGCUGACCCAGAGGAUGCUGAGGAGAAUAGCCAGACGAACUGCGAGGGCAACAAUCUCCAGAAAGAUAAUGAAACAUGCUCACAAGACAAUGCCAAGGGCCCACAGGGUACAGAACAAGACUCUGAAAACAGGAUUUACCUAGACCUUGUCCCUGUGCGCUCUUUCCUUCAUACAUCCUCUGGAGGAAAACUUUCCCCUAAAGAAGCUUCGAGACAUUCCCUAAUACCAGCAGAUGACCAGAAGGACUCCUCUCCUCAAGUUAAAGAGGGGACGUCGACUAACAAUACUGAGCCAGAUUCAAUGCCCGCAUUAAAUGGGACAAACUUACCCUCUGCUACCAGCAAACCAGAACAAGAACGAGCCCAGAUUCCCACUCCAUCACAGCCACAAACUCAACCAGUCAAGACCUCAACCCAGAGCCAAGAGACCACUAAGAAGACCAGCCUGGGAAUCACACAGGCCUUCAAUUCCUUUGGUGGACAAAUCCACAAGGGUCCAACAUCUCACACUGCUGCUGUGCGUCCUCACAGCCCACAACCUGCAAGGCCCAAGGCACAUACUAUAGGAUGCCCCGGUGCAGUUGAGAUAAAGCUGGGCAAGAACCGCACAGAGGCAGACAUGCGGCGUUACAUCGACGAGCGUGAUCGCCUGGAGAAAGAGAGGGAGGAGGUGAAAAUCAGUCUGGCAAACCUCAAGAAAGAGAAGAGGGAAAUCAAAGAGGAGCUCAGCACCUGCCAAGAUCCCAAGCAGCAGGCCUCAUUGGAAGCCCGUCUGAAGCAGAAGGAGGAGGCGUGCCGAGAGGCAGAGCAGCACAGGGUGGAGGUGGAGCUACAGUUGGUAGAAGUGAAGGAAAGUCUGAAGAAAGUGGAGUCAGGGCCCUUCACGCUGGGAACCACACUGGACAGCAGCCUCCAGGACACGCCGAUGCCUAAAGCAUCAACGAUAGGCUCUCCCCAUGUAUCAUCAUCAUCGUCGUCGUCACCAUCGUUAUUGUCACCAUCAUCUUCUUCCCAACCCUCCAGCAGCAACGUUAACGCAGAUUCAGUUUCCCCGGUCAAUUCUGCGUCUGCUCUUAAAGGCAGACCCACCUCCAUGAUGACCACAAAAGGCAACGUCCUACAGAAAGCUAAGGAAUGGGAAAAGAAAUCAACAACCUAAGAGGAAAUCUUCAUUGACCUCUGAAAUUCAGAAGUUUAUGUUGGUCUAGUUGCCCGUCACCACAUUCUGACCCACCGAAUGAGCAGACAUUUUAAUCAAGAACCUCCCUUCCCUUGGCCCUUCAACCAAACCAUCACUUUGUCAAGACUAUGAUGAGCCACAGAGGCACACUUCGUGUACUUGGAUACCACUGGAUUUAAUCUUAAAUUCAAUGACUUUUAAAGUUUGUUUCUAUUUGCAAAGGGAGGAAAGUGAUGAAGUAGCAUUUUGGCCAGUGUAAGAAAUGCAUUAAUGCUACGUUUAAACUUUGAAACAUUGAAAUUAAAAACCACUGAAGUACGAGACAGAGGCCCCCUUACUAAAUCAGCCACUCUGUACACAGAUUGUAGCUUGGUUCAUAUAUGCUGGUAGCCAAGAUGUAAAUAUAGUUACACCAUUAUUCAGCCUUUGGGCUUGUAUUGCUAGCUAAAAAUGCACUUUUUAUUCAAAUAAAAAUAUA
Molecule: messenger RNA, 3335 nt
Organism: Pelmatolapia mariae (spotted tilapia)
Lineage: Eukaryota; Metazoa; Chordata; Actinopteri; Cichliformes; Cichlidae
Gene: afap1l2
Product: actin filament associated protein 1-like 2
Exons: 19
Coding region: 140-2836 (898 amino acids)
Biological process (GO): regulation of mitotic cell cycle; positive regulation of epidermal growth factor receptor signaling pathway; regulation of interleukin-6 production
Cellular component (GO): cytosol
Molecular function (GO): SH2 domain binding; SH3 domain binding
Source: RefSeq, a predicted model, not a curated record